CCUUGUCAAAGCGGACAGAAGUCACUCUUUAUCCCGAAUUUUUUUCUUCUCGCGUCCGCUCGCCGUGCGCCGCGUAAACAGUGGUUCGCUGGAACUGGUCAGGCCAUGGAAGCGUUUCCGAGUGCGCGGCGCCAACCUCAACAGCCCCAGUGUUAAAUUCUAAUUCAAAACAACCAUGGAAAUCGUAGACGUCGAAGAAUGCCAGCCGGAGCCGUCGGUCACGACGAGAAAGAGAAGUUUGUGGGCUAAAAUUAACAAUAGGACAACGUACAGCUACUUGUUUAACAUAGUGAUUUCGAUAUUGUUGUUGACGUGCUUAGCGUUAAUAUUGUAUUUCUUUAAGGAGUACCUGUACGCUAUAUUAGUGUGGGUGGACGAGCAGGACCCUCGGAUAAUAUUCUUGUUGUUCAUGGGGUUGUUCCUGAUAGUGAGUUUCCCAGUGACUAUAGGGUACCUGGUGCUGAUAAUAACGAGCGGGUACCUGUUCGGCAUGGUGAAGGGGCUGGGCACGGUGGUGGUGAGCGCCAACGUCGGCGUGGCGGUGGCGCACGUGACGCUGCAGGCGCUGCGCGGGCGCCUGCCGCUGGACCGCCUGCUGCGCAACGACACGGCGCGCGCGCUGCUCAAGGUCAUCUCGGGCCCGCAGGCCUUCAAGAUCGUCUUCUUCGCGCGCCUCACGCCCAUCCCCUUUGGCCUGCAGAACACCAUAUUUGCUGUGAGCGACAUCCGCGGGUGCGGCUACCACCUGGCGACGAUGCUGGGCCUGUUCCCGGCGCAGCUGAUCAACGUGUACCUCGGGUCCACGCUGCGCUCCAUGCACGACGUGCUGCACGAGUCGCACGCCACCGGCUACGUCGUGUUCGCGUGCCAGAUCAUAAUCGGCGUGACGCUGAUGGUGUGGGUGGUGCAGAAGGCGCGCAAGGAGCUGACGCUGGCCAUCAUGGCGGUGGAGCUGGGCCGCGAGACGCCGUCCACCAGCAGCUCCAGCUAGCCCACGGCGCCCGAGGACGGCGCCUCCAGCGUCGCCAGCUAGCCAGCUAGCCAGGAGGCGUGUGUCCAGCCCGUGCUGAUUGAGGCAGGGAACCUUUUCUCCCUAGCAGCUUCAGAAAACACUCCGGCCUGUCUCGCCAAAGAAUGGAGUGAAGACUGCUGUAUGAGCCCUCGGCGCCAGUGGUUUCGUGGCCUACUUGACAGCUAGCUACAGAGUCUGACGGGGCAAGUAGACGGGAACGGAUAGCUAAGGGCGCAGUAUCAAGCUCGCCGCAACAGUGAAGCGGAUCAACCUCCGGGUAACAGUGUAGCUAUAUAGUGAUGUUGGGGUAUAGUAUAGGGUGGUGGGCCUGAAAGGUGGACCUGUGAUAUUAGACUAAGUUAGGUACCCGGGAGGUCCGUAGAUGGUCGCUUUUAUCGUCGACGUGGCCUUCACUUUCUAGCAAUGAAGACGAAUGGCACGUGAUACGUGAGAUGUGCUGCCGUCUGUACGUGUACACUCAGGCCGGUAGUGAAGAAAAAUAGAAGGACAAUAUGGGAUUGAUCGUAGGACGUGCUGACGACUGUACAGUUGUAAAUAACCUAUCAGAGAAAUGCUCAUAUUCGACCUACAUACAAGUCAGACCUUAAUAUUGGUCGUUUAAACUAUUUAACGUAUAAAGAUGUUAUUAUAACAUAAUUUCGGGAUAUUAUAAGAACUUCCAGUGAUCUCUUCUAUAAUAUUAGGAACAUUCGUUUGACUGAUGCAGUUAAUUCAGGUAGGCAAUGCUAACGAAUCUUGUAAAAAGUACUUUGUACCAUCUUUCGCACUGUUAACCUUAUUGCAAAGAGAUAUAGUCCGGUGAUUACUUGAGUGUUGCGUUUGCGUUUUAGGACUAUUAAUUUUGCUACAUCAAUUAAUAACACAUCUAAUCUGUUUAUGAUACACGGAUUGAAUAAUACUUGUCCCUAACAUAAUAAUUACACGCACGUCUCUUGAGCCCAAAUCUUCGGGCAGUACCUUAGAGAAACAUGAGUGAGACAUGAUGAAACAAUGCCAUCGUUCCAUAUUGGAGUGAUUACAAAGUGGCACGCGACCGUAGGCGUGCAUUACAGUUCGCGGGUGACAUGUCUAAUGUGUAAUGUAUCGGAUAAAAAUGCGUCGAUGCGUCGAUGCCGAUCGAGCUGGCGAAUCGCCAACAUCCAACAUGCCGCCGCCGCGCGCCGAGGCAGACCGGGCACUAGAUAUUGCUUACUCCGCAGGGAGCUCUGAAUCGAAUGAACGAGGCGAUGCUAUACGAGUAGGAAAGGUGAACCCUGGUGGUAGACGUCCUUCUACUAAAUAAAUUCAUUCGUAUGUAACUUAUUUAUCAAUUGCAGAUUAUGGUUCUAAUUGCUUGUGAGUCAUAUAGGUAAUAAGAAAAUGCAACCAUCAUUAAUCGGCCAUUCUCAUAUCUUUAUGUCACAGCCUUUUAUUUUAGGACUGUCGAAUAAUCGACGGUUGCAGAUUUCUGAUCAGUCCUUAAUAUUACUUCCCGCAAAGAAACGACGGAACCAAAUACCUAAAUAUAAGAUGUGCUCACACUUCGAUUAUUGACUUCUGCAACUUCUAGAAUUGUUAUAGAAUGUAUAUUAUCUAAUCGUAGUUUUUCCAUUCAAGGUACAUUUGUAGGUAAACAAAUAUCUUACUAUUUUUUUAAGUAUUUUGUCCUUGUAGCCUCUUUAACAAUUACAUUUCUGAUAUUAAUGAAUGUUGCCAAAGUACGGCCGUAGCGAGAGAUUUCGUAUUUUAGUAUUUAAAAAGUUUACUUUUGAAACGUGAUUUUAUUUUCUAUGAUUAUGAAUGAAACCACUUGACCAUGUUUAGACAAAAUGACUAUGACUUCUUCAUCUAGACCAAUAUGUGGCAAAAAUAUAUGAACAUUAGGGAUUGCCAUCGAGUCAGUGUUCAGAUGUUUUUGCCUGUUUGGUAAAAUUUGGCAUUUAAUCUUAUGAACUCGAGACUAAGUAACCGAUAUGUAAAAUAAUUAUUUAUUGAUCUUAGUAUGUAAGCUCCUUGUAAUGUAUCGUAACAUAAGUAGGUGUAUAGUAUAAUGAAUAAAUUCAACUUUUGUUGAUAAUAUUAACUUUUCAAAUCAUAAUAAUUAUGUUUGUUUUAGAAUCAUAAUGGGUACAAAAAAAUGAGAUAUUGUAAUGAAACCCAAACUUUGGAUUUGAGGCAUACAUUUGCAUUCGCCAACGCGCUUUUCGUCGGAAAUACCUAACAGACAGUUGCACGGGCCUCGGGCGCGGCUCGGUUAGCUUUCGUCUUCAAUUCAACAAUCCCUUGUUCUUCCUUUCACAACGUUCAAGACUGAUUGUUUCGUGUUUGCUUGAGAAGCUUUGUUUACUUUGCUAUUGUUGUCUGCAAUUUAGCAUUAGAUACCGUGGACACAAUUAUCUUACCAUCCGUGAACCUCAUGGCAAAGACAGAACCUCAUCCAAAAGGAGCCAAUUAAAGGUAUUGCUGUUAUAAUACCUACCACUCGCUGGUAGUAGCGAGUGGCUGGACAAUUGUAGGUACAUAAUAUUUAUUACACCAAUUCUUUCAAUAGCGCUGAGUCUGAACAAGCAAAAUCUAAGUUUGUUAUUAAAACUAAUCUUAAUUUACACUUUGAUUGCUUUAGCAUCAAUAUUAAUUAAUGGUACAUGCAUGUAAUUGACAUUAAGCCUUAUUCUAAAGACAUAGGAUUGACAGUGGCCCGGUAAGAUGGCUGCUCUGAGUGGGCACGAGUAGCUAAUCAAUCGUUAUCGUGGCAUGUUAUCGUCCUUAUCGUGCAACAACAGCACUAACGUGCUUUCAAUUAGCAUCCACCUAGUGUUUCACUUCGUGUGCGAAACGCAAUCGCCUUUCAAUUUGUUACGGACAAAAUGAAUAUAAUUAUAAAGCUGAGUUUAGACCGGCAAGUUAUUGCUGCAAGUUUUGAGACAGAAGUAUAUGCAAGAAAGAGAUGCAGAUAUUUGCCACUCACUCUUACCUAUAGUUGCGUCUCAAAACUUGCAGCAAUAACUUGUUGGUCUAAACUCUUUAGCUAUCGUUCCUAACGUAUAACACCUAAACCUCUAUCUAUUAUAAUAAAUAAUAAUAAUUGAGCCAACUGCGGGGCACUGGCCUCCUGAGCCUCCUCUCGUGCAUUAGAGGGCUCGGGCUGUAGUCCCCACGCUAGACCUAAACCUAGACAAUGACCUAUACUUUUCUGUAAUUUAGUCCUUGCUUGAUUAUAAAUUGAGGUAUUUUGAAUUGAAACCGAAGUCGGCAGAAGGUUGAUAAAUGAUAAUUAAUGUAAGAUAUUCCCUUUUUAUCUGGUCUCUUCUGGUCUUAUUCAUAGCCCUUAAUAUAGUCUCUUCUUGCAACGAAAUUCUAAAACUAUCAUUAAAUGCAAAUAAUUGUUAAAAUGUAUUUUAAUUAUUUCUAUAUGCACAAUGACAGGGACCCAGUCUGUAUCUUAAGUAUUUAAAUAAAUGUAAACAAAAUCUACCCUCAACAAGUCAACAGGCUAAGUUGAGGAUAAAUGACAACAUCAAACGACCAAAUAUAAGAGCCACAAGAGGGUUAAAGACGGUGACUCAGCGGCAGAUCCGAUUGGUUUUUAUAUUCCGUUGGUUAACCGACAAAUGGUGUAACUACCCGAAAAUGUACUAAUUAUUUGUUUAUUUUCUUUUAAAUACCUAAACACUACACUAAUUAAAAGCCUAAUCUGUAUGUACAAACGACUUGUGCUAUGAAUGUUAAUCACCCUGUAUAUUUCUGUCUAU
Messenger RNA from Leguminivora glycinivorella, 4764 nucleotides. RefSeq names its product transmembrane protein 64. Bases 176 to 991 code for a protein of 271 amino acids. The record is from RefSeq and is a predicted model, not a curated record. NCBI's taxonomy places the organism in Eukaryota, Metazoa, Arthropoda, Insecta, Lepidoptera, Tortricidae. The transcript has 3 exons.